AUGAGUUUAAUUAGCGGUAAAGCGUGUGUGUUUAUUUUGGCAUUUGCUUUGUUCACAGAUUUCAGUUUUGGAGAAACAGAGUUUCUUGAUGAGAAGCCCUUGUUUCCUCACCCUCGUCCAUUCCUCCACAAAGGUGGCAUCCACAAGAAGGGCUUUAAGAAAGGCUUCGGCGGUUUAGGCGGUGCUGGAGGUAUAGGCGGUGGAGGCGGCUUCGGAGCAGGAGGUGGUGGUGGUUGGAUUGGAGGCGGAAUCGGAGGCUUUAGUGGAGGAAUAGGCGGUGGAUUUGGUGGUGGCGGAGCAGGAGGGGGAGGAGGAUUCGGCAGCGGAGGAGGAUUUGGCGGGGGUCCAGGUGGAGGAGCUAUUGGUGGACCUGGCGGCAAAGCUGGUGACGCUCCAGGUGGUGGACUUGGCGGCAAAGCUGGUGAUGCUGGACCUGGUGGCAAAGCUGGUGAUGCUGGAUCUGGUGACGCUGCGGGUGGAGGAGCAGUCAGCGGUGCCGGUGGAGGAAUCGGCGGCGGAGGCCACUGA
Messenger RNA from Microthlaspi erraticum, 528 nucleotides. Lineage: Eukaryota; Viridiplantae; Streptophyta; Magnoliopsida; Brassicales; Brassicaceae. The record is from the annotation of a GenBank genome assembly.